Solenopsis invicta (red fire ant) is the source of this 4033-nucleotide messenger RNA. RefSeq names its product sphingomyelin synthase-related 1 (gene SMSr). Gene Ontology annotation, molecular function: ceramide cholinephosphotransferase activity; sphingomyelin synthase activity; protein binding. The transcript is spliced from 6 exons. NCBI's taxonomy places the organism in Eukaryota, Metazoa, Arthropoda, Insecta, Hymenoptera, Formicidae. Gene Ontology annotation, cellular component: endoplasmic reticulum membrane; Golgi membrane. The record is from RefSeq and is a predicted model, not a curated record. The coding region runs from base 1000 to 2349 and encodes 449 amino acids. Gene Ontology annotation, biological process: ceramide biosynthetic process.
UGUUCCAACAAAUUCAUCGACUGAUUUGAUCACCGGUGAAUAUAUUAAUCGGAAUUUGAUCGAUGGCACUUUAAGCUCGUUUUAUCUCAUGAUAUGAGAGCUUUCAUUUAUAAAUUCGAUCUAUAUAAGUUCCAAAAGUGAGAAUUCGAUUCUUCAAAAUUGAAUUUCCACGGAUUUUUGUGACUAACGUAAAAUCGAUAAAAAAUAUCAACAUUCGAAUAAAUAGAGUAACGGAAAAAAAUGAGAAUUAGAAAUUUUUUAUCGUGUUUCUUACACCUUUUUUAACAAUUUUUUCUUCCCUUUCAUUCGAGACUCAAGUGCUUCAAAGUACAAUUUAUAUUUAAAUUGUUGAAAACAAAAGUCGUAAACAAUGCUAUUUGUGUCUAAGAGAAUAGAGCGGUGGGGGAACAAAAUAGAAUGCCUUUUUCUUUAUCACGAAAAAUGAAUCAUCUUACGAACUUUGUUAGAAUCGCGUCAUCAAAAAGUAUUUCGUUAUCAUCGCUCUCUCUUAUAUGCACUUGUAUGUGACCGGGCAACAAAGAGUGAUAUAUCGAUCCUUUAUCAAACGCGGUCGUGAAUUUUACAACGUAAAAUCGCGCGCUGAUAUAAUAUUCUUUCUCUCGUGCGGCUAUUUAACGACGCGCAUGACGUGCAGCCAGUGACAGUCGUGCUGGUCGUGCUGUUCAGUGCUGUUGCGUCGCACGCGCGCCGUCGAACGAUUCGGAGGAGACUCGGAGAUCGAAGUUCGGUGUCACCUGGUGUCACCGCUGCGCGCCGGUGGUGAUCAUCAGGCGAAUGUCAAAUCGCCCGUCCGUUCGUCAACGACCGACAAGUCCCAGCGAUCAAACGCCCAGUUGACGCCGUGACCCGUGACACGGACAUCGCUGGACACUGCCGACGUAUGAUCCUCUCGAACGAGAAUAGUCGCGGCGCGGUGACACGCACGUCGAACGCGCAGAGAUGUCCCGAUAAGAUACCAACGGUCCUUCUUCAGGAUAGAUGCGAAUCGACGGUGCAGUCAUGUCUUUAAGGAACGUCAUCGAAUGGACGUCCUCCGACGUAAGAGCGUGGCUCAUCGAAAGCGGAUACGAGGAGUACGCGGAUUUGUUUUACCUUCACGAGAUCGACGGGAAGGUACUUCUGACGCUGAAAGAGGAGGAUUUGAAAUCUAGUAUCUUAAACAUAAAAAAACUUGGUGCUAUAAAGAAAUUAUAUCUAGCGAUAAAGCAACUGCAGAGGGACAAUGUCGCCGUUCUAUUCGAUCUGGGAUACAUGGACUUGUUUCCCUCGACAAAUUUUUAUACCCAUCAGAACAAGCAUGAGAUGCCCAGCACUGGUACAAAUAAUGAAUCGUCUAUCGAGAAUGAAUUUUAUUCAGCCUCUGUAUCAGAGGACGGACACGCCUCUCAUUUGCCACCCGAAAUCUGGAAGACGGUCAUCAGUUUGGGAUAUUUAUUUAUCGUCACAUGGAUUACUGCCUUUGUGAUGGUUAUCGUUCACGACCGAGUGCCUGAUAUGAAGAAGUAUCCUCCAUUGCCGGACAUAUUUUUAGACAACGUACCUCAUAUUCCUUGGGCGUUUGAUAUGUGCGAAGUUACUGGCACACUACUUUUCGCGAUAUGGCUUGCUGUGCUUAUAUUCCACAAGUAUAGAUUUAUUUUGUUACGGAGAUUUUUUGCACUAUCGGGUACAGUCUUCCUGCUGAGGUGUGUGACGAUGCUCAUUACUUCAUUGUCAGUGCCGGGUGCACAUUUACAAUGUCAACCACGAAAAGUUCCAGAUGAAGACUGGAAUGCUGCGUAUGUCGAACUGUACAAUAAAAUAGCAAUGGCUUAUGUUAUUUGGCGAGGUGCUGGCAUGUCUAUUCAAGGUGUCAGAACUUGCGGGGAUUACAUGUUUAGCGGGCAUACAGUAGCGUUAACAAUGCUUAACUUUUUCAUUACAGAAUAUACUCCGAGACAUUUGUAUUUUCUGCAUACUUUUACAUGGAUGCUUAACAUGUUCGGUAUUUUUUUCAUCCUGGCAGCGCAUGAGCAUUAUUCCAUUGACGUUUUCGUCGCGUUUUAUAUAACUUCGCGAUUAUUUCUUUACUAUCAUACGCUGGCGAAUAAUCAAGCACUGAUGCAGCGCGAUUCAAUCAGAACCAGAAUCUGGUUUCCGUUGUUUAGUUUUUUUGAGUCGUCCGUUGAUGGUAUUGUUCCUAAUGAAUUCGAAUCACCGUCCUUGAUAGUUUGCAAUUUAGCAGGCACGGGAAAGAACAUCUGGCACUGUGUACGUUCUCGAAUAUUUUUCCGAAAAAUGCAACAUAACAUAAAUGGCAGUUUAAGCAGCACAAAAAAGGAACACUAACAUCAAACUGAUACAUAUUUUAUCUUUUUUAAUUAAUAUAUUGUACUUUUAAGAUAAAUAUGCGAUGUGAGGGACACUACUGAUUUUUCAAUUCCAAUUAUAACACACACAAAAAGGGAGAAAGGAGGCGAGUGAAUGAUAUUUCUGUGGACUGGAUGUUUAUGCCUGGAAAUACAUAAAUAUAUAUGUAAGUUUUAAAGAAAUAUGAGAAAGUGAACCCAUAUUGUAUAUUUAUUUUUCAGAAUGUUGUAUGUUUGUUUGACAAAUCUAUUUAUAUAUAUGUUGGAAUAAUGUUGAAAAAGAUAUGUAAUAUUAAUUCUAAAUAUUUAUUUUUACAGAUUAGGAUUAUUAUGCCAAAAGAGAUUAAAAUAAUUUAUGAUACAAAGGGUUAAUAUUACAUAAUCUUUUGUUAUCAUAGGGAAUUAAUGUAAUUUAUUCAGUAAGAAAUCUCCAAAGACAAAGUAUAGAGUAUAAAGUACUUUAUUAAUUCAACAUGCGUUUUCCAAGCAUGUUGCAUCAUCUACGACUUUCUUAUUAUUAUUAUUUUUUUUUUCCAAAUGAUUGUGUGUAUACACACACUCUACCCACAUACUUGCUCAUAAGUACUUUUUGUUUCUUUUUGUGAUAUGACAAGAAAGUGAAAUGAAAGGUUACAUUUCAAUGGCCUGCAGGGAUGUUAAAUUUUAUCAGGAAUGUUUAAUGAUUUUCAGAGACUACCAAGUUUAACAACAAUAAUAUUUUAUAUUUUCUAGAUUAGAUAUUUCUUUGAAGACACGUUUUUUGUUUGCUAACAGCGUGGAACGCAACAUUUUAAGAGUUAAUGUAUGUAUGUCUGUAUGUUAUACUAUUAUACAUUCCUGAUAUUUCAUAACAUUAAUAAUUUAAGACUUCUGUUUGCUUAUUGUAUCCAUAUUCAAUUACAUAAUUCUUCUUUUAUAAUUACAAAUAAAUUUAAAUUUGCUAAUGUUGCCACAUAUAUUCGACAUAUUGAUAAAAUAUAUUGUCUUUUCAAUUUAGGUAAUAAUUAAGUAUAAAUCUUGAAUUUUAUAAUUUUGAUAUUUAUUUUUGCUGAAAACCUGUUUUUGUUAAUAUAAGUUAAUAAAAAGUAGAAUAAUUUUUAAUUAAAUAAAAAGAAUUAUGAUUGUAAUAUGGUUCCAUUGAGAAAACAGAAGACACAUUAACAAAUGUAUUAUUAAACAGAGGCUGAAAAUAACUGCUGUUAUUGUGACUUCUAAGAUAAAUUCAUGUGUAUAAAAUAUACCUGUAUGAUUGUAUGAAUCACUUCUACAUGCGUCACAAGCUAUUGCCAACAUUAUAAUAGCUCUUUAAUAUUUCAUCCAUUUUUUACUUAUGUGAUAAAUAACUUAAUCUUGUUGGCAUUAACGAGUACUGAUUAUUGGUAACUUGUUGAUGGUGCCUGAUGGUUGGUAUUUAUUACUUUAUAUACUUCCAAAACUAUGUAAUGAUAAAACUUUCUCUCUUUCUCAUGCUAAUGAUUGACCAAUAUACCGACUAGUCUGAAAAACAGUCGGCUUAAUUUGCAAAUGAUUGAGAAAGGAAAAGCACGAAUAAAAGACAUCAAUAUUUCAAUAAGAUGUAUUUUUACUGUACUUUUACCAAUAAUUUAAUGUAUCUAGCGUUGUGAUUUUUUUCAUUUUUUCAAAAUAAAAUUUUCAAGAAAACA